Macadamia integrifolia is the source of this 1004-nucleotide messenger RNA. Its product is annotated as allene oxide cyclase, chloroplastic-like. Gene Ontology annotation, biological process: jasmonic acid biosynthetic process. NCBI's taxonomy places the organism in Eukaryota, Viridiplantae, Streptophyta, Magnoliopsida, Proteales, Proteaceae. The coding region runs from base 74 to 850 and encodes 258 amino acids. The record is from RefSeq and is a predicted model, not a curated record. Gene Ontology annotation, molecular function: allene-oxide cyclase activity. The transcript is spliced from 3 exons.
UGGCGAAUCCGACUUAAUCAAGAGCUCUGUAAUUGUCUUACCCUCUUUCACGCUUUUCCUUGCUCCACCAUCAAUGGCGUCUGCAAGAUCAUUUGCAGCUCCCAAGAGCUUAUCUUCAUCAAUUAGGGCACUUGAUUCAAGAUCAUCUCUUUUCUUUGCUCAGACCCAGAAACUCUCGGGGUUUAAGACUAUCGAUUCAUCAACGAUCCGUACUCUCAGAUCUGUAAGAACCCACCAGAAUCUCUCCACCCGGUGGAGCGCAACCAGAGUCUUCUCCUCCUUGAAAGAGGAUCAUAAACCAGAUUCUUCUUUCACUCCCAGACCCACCACAGUUCAGGAGCUUUGUGUGUACGAGAUCAACGAAAGAGACCGUGGAAGCCCUGCAUACCUACGCCUCAGCCAGAAAGAGGAGAACUCACUGGGCGAUCUCGUUCCUUUCAGCAACAAGGUGUAUAGCGGGGACUUGCAGAAGAGGUUGGGCAUAACAGCUGGGAUCUGUGUGUUGAUCCAACAUGUACCAGAGAAGAAAGGAGAUCGAUAUGAAGCGAUUUACAGCUUCUAUUUUGGGGAUUACGGGCAUAUCUCGGUACAGGGGACGUAUCUGACUCACGAAGACUCGUAUCUUGCUGUGACGGGUGGAUCAGGUGUGUUUGAGGGAGUGUAUGGGCAGGUGAAAUUGCAGCAAUUGAUCUUCCCUUUCAAGCUGUUCUAUACAUUUUAUCUGAAAGGGAUUCCUGAUUUGCCUGCUGAGCUCUUGAGUGAACCAGUUCCUCCAUCUCCUACUGUUGAACCUUCACCUGCUGCUAAGGCUGUUGAGCCACAUGCCACCAUUUCCAACUUUACCAACUGAUGUUAAUGCUUCUACUUCAGCAUAUGAUCAAGGGGCUCUUUUAGUCUUUUAGUAGUUUCCCUUUCUGUUUUCCCUGUUACAUUCUUUAGCUCUCUUUUUUAUGUAUUGUGUAAUGUGCAAAGAAGAAUAGAAGUGAAGACGUUUUGUUUGGCUA